AUCGUGCAGCCCUGGCUCAACAUCGAUACUUGGUGCUGUGAUCUUAUCGAUAUUUGGCGCUGUGCUCUUAUCGAUGUGGCGCGCGGAUAACUGAGGUUUUAAAUUUCGACUAAAUUUAUAGUAAUUGUGUGCAAACAUUUUGUGUGUUCUCUCGCCAUCUUCAAAAUUCUGACGUUUUAUACUGGCUUUAAGAUUGCACCUGCGGUGGCAUACGCUGUUCAUAUCUUCCGAUCUAAACCGUUUUUGCCACAUACAGGUGUGGUCAAAGUAAUUUCACUCAAUUGUGGUAUUUCUUUCCAGGGAAUGAGACCAAUUUUAUUGACAAAAGUUUAUAUGCUGGCGUAUAGGUAACGAAUAGACCAAAACACAGCCUUGAAUUCAAUUGUAUAAUAUUUAAAAUGCGUGCUUAGUGCCAACGCCCGAGCUUUAAGGAUUUAAGAGAUCGCAGUGUUUGUACGAGCAGUCAUGUCGAGAUAUAUGCUCUGAAGAGUUCCUUCCGCUCGUACAUACUCCCCAACAAGUAUCCAAUUAGCUUGUUCCGGUAAAAGAGCGCUUACAACCACACUUAUCAGAGGUCCAGAGGUAUUGCAUUUUUGUCUGAGGCUGUGACAGCUUUGAAAGAAAAUAAAAUGUAAUUGAAAGGUUAAACACUUUUUUCCGAAAAGUCAUUCCCCUUGAGUCGCCUGAGUAAAUUCCCGCAUUUAGCUGUGCAUCGAGCGUGCAUGAGUCUUUGAGCCAAUUCAAGGUCCAGCUCUGAAGUUUGAGUUUCCUAUGUACAUCGUGCCAGGCAGAGUUGGCUGAUUGAAGUCAACAGCUAAUUGGAAAACCCUGCGACAACCGCUGCAACAGCGGGCCGUCGGAGUGAAGAAACCAAGUAUGACUUGUAAGCCUUUGGGCCACCUCCCCUCCGUGGAGCAGCAGCAAAUUGGUAACGGCGGUACAUGUACACAUCUGUCUUCGGAUGAAUGAGAGCUGUGUUGCGUUACGCUCGGGCCGCUGGCGACUACGGAUAGCUACAGAUGACCGAUAUCGCCGUAAGUUUGCGCAAACCGAGCUGCGCAGGUAUUUUCGGCGAUGAAGUUAAGCUUGCAAUUUGCUGUUUGCACCUGGCCAGUUUCACGUAACGCCUGGAGAUUUCUCGAAUGCAAAAUACCCAACCUUAUCAGCGUACCCAUUACCGCCGCCCUACUCCCACGUUGUAUCGAUGCCCCCGAUCUAGCAUUGACACAAUUUUCAGGGAGCCGCGUUCGGCCAAAGCCGUUUAAUGUAAGACAAUAAAAAUAAACAUUUUCCGCGCCAUUUGGUGCGCCUGCAAAGCGGUCGGGGUCGUGGAAAACCCCUCUGUAGGCAAACAGCGGGAGCAUUCUGUUUGCACAACUGCAGCCGAGAGCACGCUAUCGAAAAAAACCCGAGACCCCUGGAUCUGGACUUUGAAACUGUAGCCACCAUGUGCCGGCGACUAAGUGAUAUCCCCGGACUGAUCUGCCUGCUGGCGACGGUCGUUGUGCCCUGCCGGGCCCAGUUAUACGCUCUAAGCGCCCUGGGGCAGCCUCCGAGUCCCGCUGAGUUUCCGGGUGCAGUGCCACGACUGGUUAUCUACAACCCCUUUAGUGGCCAACGGCUGGAGCCGCUGCGGUACUCGGCCGUUUCGAGGGGCAGACGACAGCCCGUGAACGGUAACAUCGUAGAGCUACCCCAGCUCUGGCAGCCCUGCUCCUGCGUCGAGUUCUCCUGCCGGUGCUGCCUUGGUCUGGCCCUGGGACUCGGCGAGUCAGCCAACCAGCGGUUGUGCGCCGCCCUCGACUACAACCGGGCGGACCUAGGUCUGCGCCUCAGCGUCGAGAUAAACCAGCGCAAGGUGGCCACCUUUGGGUUCUCGGCUCGAAGUCCGCCCGAAUACUGCGUGCCGCUGCCGCUCUCCAGCUGCCUGAGACUCUACGACAUCCGUGCGUUCGGCGAGGGCAACAUGCAGGUAUGUCUGUCGGUGGUCUUUAAGGUUCUGGCCAGCCAGUUCUUCGAGUACCGCUUCAGCUGCCUGCGCUUUGGCGCUAGAGGAGUAUUCUUCGUUCGCGACGCACUGCAGGAUCAGGAAGCACUGGAGCUGCGGUCUAGGUCCGAUGCGGGCCAGUAUACGCCAGAGAAGCUGGCCGACAGAAGCAGCUUCAGUUUCUACGGCAGAUAGUUUUGGUCUUUCCCUCUCACCCUGCAAGUUACCAUGUUCCGCGGAUGACUCGAAAUGUUACAUGUGAAGAAAGUGAAAUUUACGUUAAUUAAAAAGCCUUUAACUCUAAGACCCCGCCCAGCAGCACAGACCCCAUGAAUAUGGCGAAAAUUGGCAGUAAACUGGGGGCCACUUGGGCUGGUACGGGCGAUGAUGCGACUGCCUCAGAUCUUAUCCCACUUACGAGUGUACCAACGGCUGUAAUCGUUCUUCAAACCACUUUUUUUUUAACGAUACCGCACACAGCAAUUACGCCUCUGUCCACUUCAGAUUCAAAUAUGUAGUGAGAGGCGCCGGCCCUUGAACCUAUUAGGCUGCAAAUGAUUAUGAACAAUAAUAAUAUAAUAUAUAAUGUUAUAUAUUAUAUUCCCUUUUAUCAUUUCCCCUAGAUAUGAGCUGUUGUUUGAUAUCAAAGGUUUAAAAAACAUUUGUGUGUAAAUAUUAGUGCACCAUAGAACCAUGGCCAUAAGCCGGUCUCAUAGGACUGUAAUCUUAAACAAACAAUUAAGAUGGUUAAAAAUAUGUUUAAUCUGUUUGGCUAUAAUCGUACGAGUAUAUAUGUAAGCCGGAAAGAGCUAAUUCAAACCAAUGUCGGAACUAUCGUAUGGCUACCUGUUAAAUAUAUUUAAAUGUAUACAUAAUUCUAACAUUUAGUAAUCUUACUUUAUUGUCAUUUGGAGAUAUUUUUAAAACAAAACAAAUACGUAUAUUUUAAAUAUUUGAGGCACUGUUGUUAUUCGAACCAAAAAAAUAUAAGAGUAUGUAACAAAAAGA
Drosophila mauritiana is the source of this 2995-nucleotide messenger RNA. RefSeq lists its product as uncharacterized. Bases 1448 to 2182 code for a protein of 244 amino acids. The record is from RefSeq and is a predicted model, not a curated record. The transcript has a single exon. NCBI's taxonomy places the organism in Eukaryota, Metazoa, Arthropoda, Insecta, Diptera, Drosophilidae.